GUAGUCCUCUAACCUGUGCCUGUGAGCCACCAAGAGUGAACGGAAACUAGAAGUAUUGCCACCAGCAACUGGAGCAGUGACCACACUGAAGUUCCUCUGGCGAGGGGGAAGGGGAGGAAGGAGAAAAACAAAGGCAAGUGAGCGAGCAAGCCGGCCUGCAUACUCUCAAGCACACAAGCAAGCGCACUCUCGUGGAGGCUCACAACACCCUCCCUGUGCCUGCCCAAGAUGUGUCAAUCAGAGAAGCAGCCAGGACCGGAGCUCCAAGCAGCAGCGAAAUGGUUGUACUUUCCCCAGCUGGCCCUACGGCGGAGGCUAGGCCAGCUGAGCUGCAUGUCCAGACCCGCUCUGAAACUGCGCUCCUGGCCGCUGACCAUCCUCCACUACCUCCUGCCUUUCCGUGCCCUCGGGCCCCUCAGCCAGGUGGGAUGGAGGCCCAUGAGCAGGGUGUCCCUGUAUAAAUCUGUGCCAACGCGUUUGCUAUCACGUGCCUGUGGUCGCCUCAACCAAGUAGAACUUCCUUACUGGCUCCGGAGGCCAGUCUACAGCCUGUAUAUCUGGACCUUUGGGGUGAACAUGACUGAGGCUGCAGUGGAGGACCUGCACCACUACCGAAACCUCAGCGAGUUCUUCCGGCGGAAGCUGAAGCCUCAGGCACGGCCCGUCUGUGGCUUGCACUGUGUGACCAGCCCAUCAGAUGGCAAGAUCCUCACCUUUGGGCAGGUGAAGAACUCCGAGGUGGAGCAGGUAAAGGGCGUAACCUACUCCUUGGAGUCCUUCCUGGGCCCUCGAGCCAGUACAGAGGACCUGCCCUUCCCUCCAGCUUCCUCCAGUGACUCCUUCAGAAACCAGCUGGUCACCCAGGAAGGGAAUGAGCUCUACCACUGUGUCAUCUACCUGGCCCCAGGAGACUAUCACUGCUUCCACUCCCCCACUGAUUGGACUGUCUCACAUCGGCGCCACUUCCCAGGCUCCCUGAUGUCAGUGAACCCUGGCAUGGCCCGAUGGAUCAAAGAGCUCUUUUGUCACAAUGAGCGUGUAGUCCUAACUGGAGACUGGAAACAUGGGUUCUUCUCGUUGACAGCAGUGGGAGCCACCAAUGUGGGCUCUAUCCGUAUCCACUUUGAUCGAGACCUGCACACAAACAGCCCCAGGUACAGCAAGGGCUCCUACAAUGACCUGAGCUUUGUAACACACGCCAACAAGGAGGGCAUCCCCAUGCGCAAGGGUGAGCCACUUGGCGAGUUCAACCUGGGCUCCACCAUUGUGCUCAUCUUUGAGGCACCCAAGGACUUCCACUUCAGCCUGAAGGCAGGGCAGAAGAUCCGCUUUGGGGAAGCACUGGGCUCCCUCUAGUCCUCUUGGUUGUGGCUGCCAAGGAUCUUUCCACACAGGAGCACGAGGGUCUUCAGCGGAGCCCCAGGCUGUCUGGGUGAGGGGCACUGUGGGGCUGACCUUAUAGGACCUGAAUGAUGUGUUCCUGCCUGUCCACAGGUGCAGAGGUUCUGGGUCUCUCAGGACCUAAGCCCCUUUUCAGAGUAUGGGUGGGUGUGAUUUGACCCCAAAGUCACUUUCAGGGGUGUUUUAAAAUUUUGUGCAAGCCAGAGCCUCCCGCCCUUAACUCCUGGCUGUGUACUACCACACCUCUAGAUGUGCCCCCACCCAUCACAGGGCCUUCCCUCACUGUGCACAGGGUGAGGGGCCUGCUGGGCACAGACUGUGGAUCCACUGUCUUCCUAGAGCAGGCCCCAUGGCCUUCAUAACUGCUUUCUGCUCCCAAAUUUCACCUGUCUGCUUGCAGGAAAAGUAAAGUCAUUUAUAUAUUGCUGAAUGCGCUGUCCUGGGCUCUGCCAGUGUCUUCUGAGGACAAUGACUAAUGAUGUAGACCUUUGUAGGCUCUAAGAAGCUGGCUGAAUCCUUUUGCUGGUAGGCAAGACCAAUUAAUUACUGGCUUGUCUGGUAGAGUCUGGGAGUGAAAGGGCAAGUGGAGGCCCUGCCCUGCAGAAGUAGGGGACAUGCUGCUAUUGGUCUAGGGACUGUGUUGGAGGCAGAGGGUAUGAAGGUCAGUACCUAGAAAACAGGUAUGCAGGCCAUGGGGAAUCCAGUGGUAGGGACAAGACCAGAGUUCAUGUCGAUCUCCGGAAUGCCAUGAAUUUCUCCUGCAGGAGAAAUCACUUAACUUUUCAACUGUAUCAGUAGUACAGUAUUUUGUAUGGAAAGCAGGAGACUUCUGAACAGUAAUUCAUUUAAUUGCAAGACAUUUUGAAAUUAAAAAAACAAAACAAAAACUACCGUAGCUUUGUAUUUUGUUGUUGAGGGUGUGGCUGGGUGUCCAAGGCCUUGUGACCUGUCCCCCAGGGAUGGUCCCACUAGCACAGAGCCUGUCUCAGGGCCCGAACACGAGCAAUGCAUGUACCAACGGGCCGUCGCUGAGCCUCGA
Mus pahari (shrew mouse) is the source of this 2440-nucleotide messenger RNA. It is a transcript of the gene Pisd, whose product is annotated as phosphatidylserine decarboxylase. NCBI's taxonomy places the organism in Eukaryota, Metazoa, Chordata, Mammalia, Rodentia, Muridae. Gene Ontology annotation, cellular component: mitochondrion. Gene Ontology annotation, molecular function: phosphatidylserine decarboxylase activity. Bases 229 to 1356 code for a protein of 375 amino acids. The record is from RefSeq and is a predicted model, not a curated record. The transcript is spliced from 7 exons. Gene Ontology annotation, biological process: phosphatidylethanolamine biosynthetic process.